CUCGAAAUGAAGUCCAUUAGAAGUAACUCAAGUACUCAACCCAUUUAGCCGAAGAAUCUUCUUCUCCCAGUUUCCCAAAACCUUAGCUAACUCUCUUCUACCAGUCACUCUGAGCUCAACAUAUCUCCAGAAAUCAACAAUGGCUACCUCAUAUGUGUCAUCUUCAACAAGCCCAGCCCUCAAUUCCUCCAUUUUUGACCACUAUUUUUCUUCUCGCUCUUUCGACUCUACCUUCCUCUCCCUUCCCUUCAAGCCUCUUUCUCCCAGGAUUUUGAAAGCUACUAACACUUCCGGAAAAAAUCGCUCAAGUUCGACUGUAAAAGCUUUGUAUUCCAAUGGAUUUGGAACUCCUCGAAGAAAUGAACGUUCUGGAAUUUGGUCCAUCAGAGAUGAUUUGUUGGUUCCUUCAUCUCCGUAUUUUCCUACUUAUGCGCAAGGACAAGGACCACCUCCUAUGGUAGCUGAGAGGUUUCAAAGUGUCAUUACUCAGUUGUUUCAAUAUAGAAUUAUCCGAUGUGGUGGUGCGGUUGAUGAUGAUAUGGCUAACAUAAUUGUUGCUCAACUUCUUUACCUUGAUGCUGUUGAUCCUACCAAGGAUAUAGUAAUGUAUGUGAAUUCCCCUGGAGGAUCAGUUACAGCUGGUAUGGCAAUAUUUGACACUAUGAGGCACAUCCGACCUGAUGUCUCCACUGUAUGUGUUGGACUUGCAGCAAGUAUGGGGGCGUUUCUUCUAAGUGCCGGCACCAAAGGAAAACGGUACAGCUUGCCUAAUUCAAGAAUUAUGAUCCAUCAGCCUCUUGGUGGUGCACAGGGUGGCCAAACUGACAUAGACAUCCAGGCAAAUGAGAUGCUGCACCACAAGGCAAAUCUUAACGGGUACCUGGCUUACCACACUGGUCAAAGCUUAGAAAAGAUCAACCAGGACACUGAUCGUGAUUUCUUUAUGAGUGCUAAAGAAGCCAAGGAAUAUGGUCUCAUUGAUGGUGUCAUCAUGAACCCUUUGAAAGCACUGCAACCACUUGCUGCUGCGACUGCUGAUCAGACAUCGUGAUAGCUGCAGAGGUUUAGUGUCUUAUGCUAGUAUAGAAACAUACUGCUCCUCAGUGUCAACUAUGACUGAAAGCGCACUUUCUUUGCUAUUCAUAAACUCUAAAGAUGUUAGACGAUGAGGAAAUAGCUGCUAGAAGAAUUGUUCUGGUUGGUGGAAAGCAAUUCUAAUCUUGAGACAUCAAAGUAUUCAUCUAUUGUGCACUUAUGAUGGGAAAUCAUGAUAUGAAUUGAAUGUUAUUGUAGUUCGCUCAAAUUGUUUGCAAGUGAUAUGAAUUUUUUGAAGUCCUUAGCCCCCUGUACCUCAAAUACAUUGAUCAUCCAUAUUUCAUGUGAUAUACUAUGCAAUGUUUUUCUUAAA
This is a messenger RNA of Amaranthus tricolor (Joseph's coat), 1408 nucleotides long. RefSeq names its product ATP-dependent Clp protease proteolytic subunit 5, chloroplastic-like. Gene Ontology annotation, molecular function: ATP-dependent peptidase activity; ATPase binding; serine-type endopeptidase activity. The record is from RefSeq and is a predicted model, not a curated record. Gene Ontology annotation, biological process: protein quality control for misfolded or incompletely synthesized proteins. Gene Ontology annotation, cellular component: endopeptidase Clp complex. The transcript has 9 exons. Bases 140 to 1051 code for a protein of 303 amino acids. Lineage: Eukaryota; Viridiplantae; Streptophyta; Magnoliopsida; Caryophyllales; Amaranthaceae.